ACAACAACAAAUCUGUUGAGCUAAUAUGGGGCAGUUAUUACAACACUUUCUACUAAAAUGCUUACUCUUUUUAAUUCUCUCUCAUUUUCUUACUCAAUGUGUUUCUUCUGUGCUGCGAUCUUGUCUGGAUUCUGAACGCUCUGCUUUGUUGCGGUUGAAGGAUGGCUUCAUUCUUAAUCGGUCAGCUUCUUAUGAUACUUUAGCUUAUCCGAAAGUUAGUUCAUGGAAACUUGAAGGACAGGUCGGUGGGGAUUGCUGCUCUUGGGAUGGAAUUGAGUGCGAUGAUAACACUGGUCACGUUAUUGGACUUGAUCUCAGCAGUAGUUUCCUUUAUGGCUCUAUCAACUCCAACAACAGCCUUUUCCAGCUCCAUCACCUUAGAAGGCUCAACCUUUCGGACAAUAACUUCAAUCGCUCUGAAAUCCCUUCUGCAAUUGGUAACCUUACAAGGCUAUCACGGUUGGACCUCUCCUGGUCUGGCUUUACAGGUCAAAUUCCAUAUGAAGUUCUAUUGCUUUCAAACCUGGUGAUACUUGAUCUCUCUAGGAAUCGAUUAGAGCUCCGAAACCCAAGCUUGAAAAGUUUAUCCGAGAGGUUAUUGAACCUCAAGCAUCUUGAUCUUUACAUGGUAAAUGUAUCGUCGACAAUCCCUCAGAGUUUGGCAAAUUUAUCUGCUUUAACAUAUCUCUCUCUUGACGCUUGUGAAUUGCAUGGUUCAUUUCCUAUUGAAGUUUUCCAGCUCCAUCACCUUAGAAGGCUCAGCCUUUGUGACAAUGACUUCAACGGCUCUGAAAUCCCUUCUGCAAUUGCUAACCUUACAAGGCUAUCACGGUUGGACCUCUCCUCGUCUGGCUUUACAGGUCAAAUUCCAUAUGAAGUUCUACAGCUUUCAAACCUGGUGAUACUUGAUCUCUCUGGGAAUCCAUUAGAGCUCCGAAACCCAAGUUUGAAAAGUUUAUCCGAGAGGUUAUUGAACCUCAAGAUUCUUGAUCUUGACAUGGUAAAUGUAUCUUCAACAAUCCCUCAGAGUUUGGCAAAUUUAUCUGCUUUAACAUAUCUCUCUCUUGAGGGUUGUGAAUUGCAUGGUACAUUUCCCACUUCCCUUGCCAACCUUACCCAGCUCACUUACCUCUCUCUAGCUGGAAAUGAAUUUAGCCCUGCCACUUUGCCUUGGCUUACUCAGCUAACCAAACUAACCGCAUUGAAUUUAGAUUCUACAAAUUCAUACGGUGAAGUCCUAUCUUAUUUAAAAAACCUUACCAAGCUUACAUAUUUGACACUUACCCGGAAUCAAUUUUCUGAACGAAUCCCAUCUUGGUUUGGUAAUCUUACUGGGCUGAACACUUUGGCUCUCGGUUCGAAUGAAUUUUGGGGUUCGAUACCAAAAUCAAUCUUUACACUGAAAAAUCUUGUAGAUCUUGAUUUAUACGGUAACCACCUCAGCGGCACCUACAAAUUAGAAUCCUUUCUAAAUCUUAAAAACCUGAAGACGCUUCAACUGUCUAGUAAUCAGUUUUCAUUGCUCAGUACAACUGUUAUUAAUGUUACUGUUCCAAAGUUUACCUUGUUAACAUUGGCUUCUUGCAACUUAUCCAAGUUCCCGAGUUUCCUUUCGAGUCAAGACAAACUGGAGCUUCUUGAUCUUGGUGGUAACAAAAUCCAUGGGUGUAUCCCCAAAUGGAUAUGGGGCUUAUCUGGUCAAACUCUUCAAGUUUUAGAUUUAAGUGAAAACUUUCUUACAGGUUUCGACGAACCAACUGUUGUCCCUUCAUGGACCAUUCUAAGAAAGUUGGACCUUAGUUAUAACAUGCUACAAGGGUCCCUACCAAAUCUACCCGCUUCCAUUUACCAAUAUUUUGUCUCAAACAACCUACUCAAGGGAGAAAUCUCAUCAGGGAUAUGCAACCUGACUUCUAUAACUGUACUUGACCUAUCAAAUAAUAGCUUCAGCGGCAUGCUUCCGCCAUGUUUGGGCAACCUAAGCGAAUCACUUUCAGUACUAAAUCUCCAAAACAAUAACUUUAGUGGCCCUAUUCCUCGAGCAUGUGAAAAAGGAAACACAUUGAGGAUGAUUGAUCUUAGUCAAAAUCAAUUGAAUGGACGUAUUCCGAGAUCACUGGUUAAUUGCAACAUGCUAGAGCUUCUUAAUUUGGGAAAUAAUCAAAUAGAGGAUACGUUUCCCUCUUGGUUGGGAAGGCUUCAAGAGUUGAAAAUUCUCAUCCUACGACAUAAUGGAUUUCAUGGUGCAAUUGGAGAACCAAAAUCCAAUGAGUUUCCAAAGUUGCAAAUUCUUGAUCUUUCCUUCAAUAAAUUGACAGGUUGUUUGCCAUCUCGUCACUUCCAAAUAUGGAAGGCCAUGAAAGUAGUUGAUGUUGGCAACUUAAGGUACUUAAAGGCAGACGUUAGUUUUGAAGGAAGAGAAACAAAUUGGACUAUCGACUUUUCCUACUCAAUGACAAUGACAAAGGCAGGCGUGGAAUUAAAAUACGAGAAGAUUCAAGAUUUCUUGGUAGCCAUUGAUCUGUCAAGUAAUAAAUUUGAUGGCUGCAUUCCAGAAGACAUUCAAAUGGUAAAGGCACUUCAGUUCCUCAACCUUUCCAACAAUUUUCUUUCAGGUCCAAUUCCAUCAUCAUUGGCAAAUCUCUCUAACCUCCAAGCUUUGGACCUUUCUCGAAACAAGCUCUCCGGGGAGAUCCCUCAAGAGCUGGUGCAACUCACUUUCCUUGGAUUUUUUAAUGUCUCUCAUAAUCAGCUGACCGGACCCAUACCGCAAGGCAAACAAUUUGGUACGUUCGAAAACAACUCAUUUGAGGGCAACCUAGGAUUAUGUGGAAAUCCAUUGUCAAAGAAAUGCUAUCCCAAAGGCUUAUCACCACCGCCGCCGUCAUUGUCAAAGAAAGAUGAUGGUGAAGAUUCAUGGCUCCAACUUGGGUGGAAAGCAAUCAUGUUGGGAUAUGGAAGUGGGGUAGUGAAUGGACUAGUUCUCGGUUACCUCUUCAACCCGAUGAAACAUAAGUUGUUUGUCAAGUAUUUUGGAAGAAAGAUGCAGAAUCGGAGGAGGGGUAGGAUGAAUUAAGUCAAUGCUUAAUUUGACGCAGUACUAGUAAGUGUUUAUAUGAGUGUGUUUUUUUAAAUAUAUAAUUAUGAAUGUUAAUUUGUCUUUUUCCCUUUUUAUUUAUUUAUUAUCUUUUUGGCCUUCUGUUGAAUCACGAAUUUAAGGUAUGAUUAUUAUGUACAAUUCUUAUUAAUGUAAAACGAAUGUGGUUGAAAUAUUAAAAGGAAAACUUCAUGGAUUGCAAUUUUUUUAGGUAACAGAAAUACAG
Messenger RNA from Gossypium raimondii (Peruvian cotton), 3323 nucleotides. Its product is annotated as receptor-like protein 7. The transcript has a single exon. Gene Ontology annotation, molecular function: protein binding. Bases 26 to 3076 code for a protein of 1016 amino acids. The record is from RefSeq and is a predicted model, not a curated record. Lineage: Eukaryota; Viridiplantae; Streptophyta; Magnoliopsida; Malvales; Malvaceae.